Molecule: messenger RNA, 4400 nt
Organism: Orbicella faveolata
Lineage: Eukaryota; Metazoa; Cnidaria; Anthozoa; Scleractinia; Merulinidae
Product: splicing factor, arginine/serine-rich 15-like
Source: RefSeq, a predicted model, not a curated record
GUAACACCAAAGAUGACAAGGAUCUUGGAAACAUGAGCCACGAAGACCUUAUGAAGCUAGCGGCAGCCCAAGCAGCCAGUGAAGAAAAGGGUACAGAGCAGGCUCCCACUGUCAACCCAUUGACACAGCCUCCACCUCACAUACCCCCGCCAGGACCUCACAUGUUUCCAGGACACCAUCCCAUGAUUCCUCCACCAAUGAUGAUGCAGCCUCCAUUUCCAGGAGCUCCCCUGCCCCCCAACAUGGUACCCCCAGGCGCUCCACCACCAAACUUGUCGGGAGUACCACCCCCGAAUAUGGGAGGUCCUCCUCUCCAUCAGUUUAAUCCCCCAGGACCUCCACCUGUGAGUGCUCCCAAGGGACCACUAGGGCCGCCCCCGAAUCUUGUCAGACCACAGGAAGGCGGGCAAUUUCCGCCGGAAAACAACCGAUUUCCACGUCCAGGGUUACCUCAAGAUGCGGUACAGUUUCCACCACAGUUCCCUGGUAGACCCCAGGACAAUGCGCAGUUUCCUCCUCAAGAUGGGAAGUUUCCGCCUCAGCAUGCUGGUAGACCUGAAGAUGGUGGCCAGUUUCCUCCAGUGCAUCACACCAGUGAUGACAGCAAGUUCCCACCUCUUCACCCAGGCAGACCCCAAGAAGCUAAUCAGUUCCCACCAAAUCAUCCAGGUAGACCUCAAGAAGGUGGACAAUUUUCCCCACACCACCCAGGUAGACCUCAGGAUGGUGGUCCAUUCCCUCCUCAUCGGCUUGGGAGAUUUCCAGAUGGCCAUUUUCCACCAAUGCAUCACGGACCUCCUCCGUUUCAUCAGCGACCUCCACACCACAUGAGAAUGCCACCUUUCCAUCCAGGAGGGCCAAGGUUCCCUCAUGAUUUACCGCCUCUCAUGCCCUCUGGAGGACCACCACGUGGUCCCGACUUUGGUCCCCCUGGACCGGGCCCAUGGGGGCCAGGCCCAGGACCAAUGAGGGGGCCACCCCCACAUGCUAUUCCUCCUCCUGGCUGGCCAGAGAAUAGACCCACUGAAGAUGCUCGUGAUCCUGAAGUAGCUGAGGACUGGAAGGAACAAAAGAGUAACAAUGAUGAAGAGCAGGCAGAGGAGAUGAACACAGUCAGCGAUAAUAUCACAGUAGAGAAGCCAGACGAUGAGCGAGACUUCGGUCGCAGACCAAGAAGAGAACACGACGAUCGAGAUCGUGAGCGAUCUCGGGAUCGGAGUCGUGAACGUGGACGUGACCGUGAUGAUCGUGGUCGAGAUCGCGACGAUCGGGUUCGAAAUCGAGAUCGGGAUGAGCGUUUUCGUGAUCGUGAUCGCGGCCGAGAUCGCGAACGUGAUCGAGAUCGUGAUCGUGGCCGGGAUCGUGAUCGCGACCGAGAUGACAGAAGACGCGAACGCGACGAAAACCGAUCAAACAGGGACGUAAAUGGAGAAAGGGAUGGCCCGAGGGAUGGCGCAAGGGAUGGCCCCCGACGACGGAGCAGAUUUGAACCUAUGGAAGAAAAACCAGACUCAACUGAAUUGGAAGUGAAAGAGAACAAUGUUAAUGAAAUCAAAGAACCUUCCAGCAUUGUUGCGAUUCCAAUUUCUCGAAAUUCUGACAACGAAUUUGCACCAAGUGAAGAGGGUGAGAUUGUAGAUAGAAACGACAACGAAGUUCUAAAUAAUCCCAAGAAUAUCGAAACUGUGAAUGUUCUCCAAGGCAACGAAGACGGAAACAUUGCUAAGGAUAUUGAAGCAGAAAAUUUCCCCAUGGAUAGUGAGGACAAAAACAUUCCCAUGGAUAUCGAAGCUGUGAACAAUCCCAGUGAUAUCGAAAACUUGAACAUUCCCAGGGAUGUCGAAGCUAUAAAUAACCCCACCGAUAUCGAAACCGCGACCAUUCCCAAGGGUAUCGACUGUGUGGCCUUUCCCAAAGGAAAUGAAACUGCGAACAUUGUCGGCGACGGUGAACAAAGUAGUGCGGUUGAGACUUCAAAGUUAUUGAACAGUGAUAUUAAAGGCGAUGCUGAACAAGUCAGUUCCAGCUGACUGGUGUAAAAUUACUCACAAACAGAAGGUCGAGUAACGCGUGGUGUUCGGACCGCGACUCGCUCUUGUACCUUACAUAAAACCUUCAAACCUCUUUCACUUUUUGAUAUGACGUUUCUCUGCGCCUUGCUUGUUGCAAACGAGUUUGAUACGUGUUUCACUUGCCAUGCUCAUUGGUCAAUAUCUCGUCUUGCGGACCUGCAAGUUGGUCUUGUGGCGGGCAGAUCACCCUCCUUCUGUUAAUUUGACUUGUUAAUUCUUAGACCUAAUCUGAAUGGACAAAAUUUAUUUUGUGUUGAAGACAAAUGUCUUUAGGUUCGAACAGCACCUGGACCCAUGCAUUUAGUGUCGCUGUAAAUCUCUAAAGUCAUAACGGUAGUAACUGUUAAUUACAUAUAAAAAAAUAUAUUUAUUUAAUUUCACAAGGCGAGAUGAUUGGCUUAUGUAAUCAGAAUGGUCAAUUAUUCUCAGACGGAGAUGUCAUUUAGUUAUGGUGUCUCAAAGAGAACUUCAAGGAAAGUCCUCAGUAAUCUGAGUAAUGGUAGACAUGAAUCAUAGAGAAACUGUUUCCUUUCGAUAAUUUGUUUACUGAUAACACUGGGGUUAUGAUACAAAGUCGAAUAAGUCAACCUUGAAUAAGUCAGUAAUUACUCAGAUUUUUACACUGGCGGGGUCCCCGGUGGGGGCCAUCCCAUAAGCCCAUUCGGACGCUAAAGUGCCACAGUUUGCGGAAGCAGUAGCGGCUUACGAGUACAGGCACAGCGACUUGUAAUCAAAUGUUUUAGCAGUUGCAGCACAAGCGGAGUUUUAGAGGUGCGUAUGUUGUAUAUUUUUUGUAUUAUAAAGUUUUUAGUGUUGUUAAAGAACGGACAGCGGGAAUGAAGUCUUGUAACCUGGCGAAAGCGAUCUGUUAGUUAACUUUCACUUCAGUUGGUGUAAGAAACUACUCCGAAUUUUCGUCAGUCUUCUGAAUGUCGUAAAUUAGCGGGUCCGAAGCAGUGAAAUACUUUCUAAGUACUUAGUCUAAGGUAUAGCUUACAUUCGGCAUGGACAACUUUUUGAGAAGAAAUUUGGACUCGGUAAUACCGUUCAAUAGCUAAGACAUGUAGCAGGUUCCGGAAAAAAAUUGUCGUUGCCAGGAUAGCCUAGGCCUUGGGUGGCGAAAACGUGCGCAAAGUUUAUAUGAGAUGAAAUAAACCUUGAAAAAUAACCGUGAAAACACAGGUGAAAACAGUAACGUUGAUAAAAAUAUGGAGAAUGAUCAAACAGCUUUUGAGGCGUGAAACAAGUUUGCAGUCGGGCUAGGUGAAGUGUUCCUUCAUGUCAGCAAUAAAAAGAACGAAAUUCAAAAUGAGAAAUUAAGGACAUCUAGCCCAGUACAGUUCCACUAUACUGUAUAGGUCUGAACAUUUGUAGUAAGAGAAUUUGACAUGUUUCUCAAAUGCUUGAUGAUAAAGCAUGGUUUACAUGCUUGAUUAAAUGCAAACGCAAGCAAAUACACUUCCAAACUACCCUAACACAAAUGCCAACGCGAGCAUAAGUGCCAACGCAAGAAAUGGAAAAAUCUUCAGUUUCUUGUCAGGCUGUGUCUAGAAAGCGUUAGGGUGUCACAGGUUACUAACUUUUUGUCUUUGGUGACUGGAAAAACUUUUUAAAUAUAAGCUGAAGGACUGGGCACCCAGGAUUUUGUGGUUGGGAACCUGUGGGCUCCUUGGAAUUUUUUUAAGACCACAGCCUUGCUUGCACUUGUGUUUCUGCUUGCAUUUGCAUUUUACACAUGUGAACUGGAACAAUACAAAUGUGCAAACACAUCUCAAGUCUCAAUACUUAGUCUCAUCUUUCAUCAGAAAGACUGACUGCGUAUGCAUAUCUUACCAAGAUUAUCAGUCUAGUAAGGCGUGACGAGUUUGGUGACCAGGUUUUGACAUUCCUCUUUUGUUGUUAUCACGGGCAACUGGCUCGAUUUCCAGUGGCAACUUGUUGGCCUUUGAUGUCAUUAGCAGCAAAGCGCACAAAAUUAUUGUUACCACUGGAAAGGAGGAAAGUUACCCAUGGCAACACUUUGUCACCAUAGCUUGUUGCGCCUUACUCAACUGAUAAUAUUUAGAAUGUAGUACCUUGGUGUGUGCAUUCAAUGUGUGAAUGUCAUUUGCUUUCGUGUUUGCAUUUGUAUUGCUUGUGUGAACCAGGAAAUAAAAGUAGCUGCAAAUUGUUAGUUAUCACCUUCUGCCCAAUCAGUGAUUUCUUUUUCACUUGAUUUUCUCAACUUCAAUCUUUGAUUUAAAAAAAAGCAAAGCAUUUUCAGUGAUACUUUUAUCUGAUGGGGGUCAAGCAAAGGUAAUGGAGAGAAAUUAAACAAAGAUAUAUCUA